This is a messenger RNA of Parnassius apollo (apollo), 1644 nucleotides long. Lineage: Eukaryota; Metazoa; Arthropoda; Insecta; Lepidoptera; Papilionidae. The record is from the annotation of a GenBank genome assembly.
AUGAUGAUAGGUGGUGUAGAUUUGGUUACAACUGUAAAAAAUAAGAGAAAACUAAAAAGACAAGAAAAAAGUUUAUUGCGUAACAAAGAGAUAUUUGAUCCCAACAAACCGUGUUGUUCUCGUUCGUUGCCUGAUGAUGAUGACUUGACGAUCGAAAGCACCAGUUCUAGCAAUAGCGUAGCUUCUAGUCCUUAUCAAUCGCCAAAACACGUAGCGAGACUACCAAAAACCCCACCACCACCAAAAAAAAAGAAGUUAAAUUUAUCAUCAUUAGCCCUCGCUUGCGAUCGUACUGGAGUCUCCGACAGAGCCGCUGCUAUUAUAGCUUCUUCUGUGUUAAAAGAUGUUGGCAUUAUUUCAACGAAGGAUCCAAGCGGUGUCAUUGAUCGUUCUAAGUUGCGUCGUGAAAGAACUAAAGUCAGAUCAUCUUUACAAGACGCAGAUCGUAAUAAAAUCAUACGCGGAAGUGAUUAUUUCGGGCAUGUUACGUGUGAGUUGGGAACCGCUAAAGGUAUUCAAAGUACAAUUAUACGUCACCUGAAAAUGAUAUCGGUGGAUCUGAAUAAAAUAGCUGUUGUUGGUUGCGAUGGAACUGUCGUGAACACAGGUUCCAAAGGUGGUGUUGUUCGUUUGAUGGAAGAAGAACUUAAGAAACCAUUACAGUGGUUUAUCUGCCAAUUGCAUUCAAAUGAGUUACCACUGCGACAACUGUUAUUACAUUUGGAUGGAAAAACCACAGGGCCUAAAUGCUUUUCAGGUCCUAUCGGCUCUGAAUUACAAAAAUGUGAAACAAUGCCAAUUGUCGAAUUUACCGUCAUUCCUUCAACAUUACCUGAAAUUCCUAGAAAUGAUUUGAGCACCGACCAAAAAUAUCUUUAUGAUGUGAUGAACGCUAUCAGCACUGGCGUCUUUACUUCCGAUUUGGCUAAUAUCGAACCUGGACCCCUUAGCCAUUCUAGAUGGCUUACAACAGCAAAUCGAAUUCUAAGAUUAUAUGCUACUAAAACAGACCCCCUAGAAAACUUAAUGAUAUUAGCCACAUACGUGAUGAAAGUUUAUGGUCCGAUGUGGUUCACUAUAAAGUGUAAUCCAUCAUGCAUAAAUGGAGCUAAGCACCUGUGGCAAACGAUUAGCCUGACUCGCUAUUUGAGCGCGGAUUUGAAGAUAGUCAUUGAUAAGGUACUCAUACGAAAUGGAUAUUUCGGGCACCCAGAAAAUAUUCUUAUUGCUAUGCUUGGAGAUGACAGAGAAAUCAUUCGAGAACUAGCAUGUCAACAAAUUUUGAAAGCUAGAGCAGAGAAUGAUCAAGGACUUCGAACGUUCAAAGUGCCUCCUUUAAAUUUCGAUGCUGAAGAUUAUACCGACCUCAUUAAGUGGCAAGACUGUAAAAUAACUGAGCCACCUCUGACUUACAAUUUAUCUGAUGAAUUCUUGAAAGAGAUUGUCAAAUGCGGUUUGAGAACAUGUCAGAGUAUAAAAGAUUUCCCAUGCCACACCCAAGCCGUAGAGCGCUGCAUAAAAUUGGUGACUGAAGCUUCAAGUGCAGUUUGUGGAGAAAAUAAACGAGACGGUUUCAUAAGGGCACGAUUAUUAUCACGUCAGCAAAUGCCAAAUUUUGAUACAAAAAAACAAUUUAAUAUUUAA